AUGACGAAUCAUAUUUUUACGCCACCAUCAAUAGGAGAUUAUCAUUUCAAAGGAGAAAUCGGAUACGGUGCGUUUAGUAUUGUUAAACUAGUUCAACACUCUCAGUCUAACAAUUUUUUUGCGUGCAAAGUUAUUUCGAAAGAGAAACUGUCAUCAAUAAAGCGAAUAGAAAGAUUCGAAGAUGAAAUCAGAAUUCAACAACAACUACACCAUCCAAACGUAGUUCAAAUAUAUGAUUUAUUGAAAGAUGAGAAAAACUUUUAUAUUAUGAUGGAGUUCUGUCAAGGCGGAGAACUGUUUCAAUACAUUGUAGAUAAAGGAAAGUUAACCGAAGAUGAAGCGAAACAGAUUUUAGAUCAAAUUCUCGAAGGAAUAAAAUACAUUCAUAAAAUGGGCGUCGUUCAUCGCGAUAUCAAACCAGAAAAUAUUCUUAUUGACCAAAACGGUAACGUGAAGCUGAGUGAUUUUGGAUUAUCGAAAUAUGUCAGUUUAAAAUCGAACCUUGUGAAAACGCCAUGCGGAUCUCCUUGCUACGCAUCACCUGAAUGCUUGUCAGGAUUACCAUACAAUGGAUAUAUUUCGGAUAUGUGGAGUGUUGGCGUUUUAUUAUAUGCAUGCGUAUGUGGACAGUUACCAUGGACAAAACGAAGUCAGGCAGAACUGUUCGCACAGGUAAAAUCAGGAUCGUAUGAAAUUCCAUCUUCUCUUUCAUUGGAAUGUCAAGAUUUGAUAAUGAGAUUAAUGGAUACAGAUACUAAUACUCGUAUAACUCCAGAAGAGGCAUUGAAACACGAAUGGUUUGAUUCUCUGCUUCCUCAAACAAGAAUUCAACCGAAAGUUAAUGUGCCAGAUCUAAGUCUGAAAAAGAUCGAUAAUUUCUUUACAAAAUACGAAUAUAGUCAAUUCAAAAUCGAUAUUUCGCUAUUAAACAGCCUUCCAAACCUUACAUUUCAAAAAGUUGUUAAGAAUAUAAUACCAAAUCCGAAUUUUGCGUCACCAGUUAAAGUUCCAGAAUCUGUAAAUCGUAUGAAAUUACCAACAUUGUCGCCAAAACCUCGACCAAGAAAAGAUUCUGGCGCAAAUUUAAAGCCUCUUAAGGCUUUACCAAGAAAUCCAAACUCACGUAAAUUAUCAAAUCCAGUGAAUCGUCCUGUUCGAAGAUCUUGUGUCUUGCCGAACAUUUGA
This is a messenger RNA of Trichomonas vaginalis G3, 1185 nucleotides long. RefSeq names its product protein serine/threonine kinase protein. The record is from RefSeq and is a predicted model, not a curated record. The transcript has a single exon. Lineage: Eukaryota; Parabasalia; Trichomonadida; Trichomonadidae. Gene Ontology annotation, biological process: intracellular signal transduction; protein phosphorylation. Gene Ontology annotation, molecular function: protein serine/threonine kinase activity; ATP binding. Bases 1 to 1185 code for a protein of 394 amino acids. Gene Ontology annotation, cellular component: cytoplasm.